AUAUUUGUGAAUAUGAAUUUGAAAAUUCUAUAAUCCCACCAUUAGAUUGCGAUACCCAAUGGAACUCUACCUAUACGAUAUUAAAAUCAACUAUAAAAAUGAAGAAAGUGGUUAUUCGAAUGGGUGAUCAUGAUCGAACUUUUCCUGACAUACCCACGGAAGAUGAAUGGUCAAAGGCAGAUAAAAUCUAUACACUAAAAGCAUCAGCAAAUGCUUAUUCAACUCACAACAAUACUUUCGCUUCUAUUUUAAAUAUUCAUACUCAUCUUUGUAGUAUGAAAUUUCAUACGGAUGGUUUUAUCCGUAAUGUUUCUAAGCCUAUGAUAGAAAAGUUUAAUAAAUAUUGGGAAGAUAGUAAUUUUUUAAGUAUUACUGCCUGUAUUCUUGAUUCUCAUUAUAAGUUACAAUUCAUUUCAUUCUUUUAUCGUGAAAAGGAAAAAUUAGAGUCAGAUAACUUCGAUGAAAAAAUACAAAAUAUUAGGAAAAAAUUUGAAAAUAUAUAUCUUCAAACUUAUUACGCUCUGCCAGCUAUUGAACGUUCAACUAAUUACGAAGUUGCCAGUACUGAAGAUAAUAUAUUAACAUUUGAGGAUCACAUUAAUGAUUUUUUUGAAUAUACAAUAAGAAGUACUCAUGCUAGUGAAAAUAAUAUGCUUUGUGAAGUUAAUCAAUAUUUAGAUGAAAAAAUUGCAGAUAGAACUACAAAUGUUCUUGAAUGGUGGAAACUUAAUAAAGAUCGCUUCCCAACUUUGUCAACCAUGGCUCAAGACUUUCUUGCAAUACCAUCUACCAGUGUAGCAUCCGAACAAAUGUUUAGCAGUGCAGGGCAUAUCAUCGCUGAUACUCGUACUUCAUUAGACCCAGACACAAUAGCAGCAUUAAUGUGUCAGCGGAAUUGGUUAGAGGCCGCAGCAAAGUUUGAAUGGGAAUUAUAA
Dentiscutata erythropus is the source of this 935-nucleotide messenger RNA. NCBI's taxonomy places the organism in Eukaryota, Fungi, Glomeromycota, Glomeromycetes, Diversisporales, Gigasporaceae. The record is from the annotation of a GenBank genome assembly.